GAAGGAAGUCACUGUGUUUAUGCGUGAAGUUUUGAGUGCAGCUUGUCCCUUGGCGCUCGUGAACACUUUUUACAGAAGUGAAAGGUUUAUCAUGUUAUUAAAGGCAGUAAGAAACCUCGUGGAGCGUCACGGAGACUCGAGAGAGUCGAUUUGAAACGAUUACACGCAAACAUUCCUUUUAAUAACGGCGGAAAUGACGGUGUUUCUCCAGCUCGAGACGGCGGUGCUGCUGCUGCUGCUGUGUGGGGUGGGAGAGUGCGCGAGACACGCGCUCCUCAUCAUCGCCGACGACGCGGGGUUCGAGACGGAGGUCUACAACAACACGGUGGUGCGAACUCCUCACCUGAAGGCUCUGGCUGGACGCGGCGUGGUUUUCCGGAACGCCUUCACCUCGGUCAGCAGCUGCUCGCCCAGUCGCUCCACCAUCCUCACCGGCUUACCGCAGCACCAGAACGGGAUGUACGGCCUCCACCAGGGUGUGCACCACUUUAACUCCUUCGACGGAGUGCAGAGUCUCCCGCUGUUACUGAAACAGUCCAACGUCCGCACCGGCAUCAUCGGGAAGAAGCACGUGGGUCCGGGCGCCGUGUUUCCCUUCGACUUCGCCUACACGGAGGAGAACGGCUCGGUCCUGCAGGUGGGACGCAACAUCACCCGGAUCAAGCUGCUGGUCCGGAAGUUUCUACAGGAGCACAGGCAGGAGGAGAGGAGCGGGGGGGAGACUCGGCCCUUCUUCCUGUAUGUAGCGUUUCACGACCCGCACCGCUGUGGUCACUCACAGCCUCAGUACGGCUCCUUCUGUGAGAAGUUCGGGAACGGAGAGAGCGGCAUGGGGAGAAUUCCCGACUGGAAGCCGCAGCACUACACACCUGAGCAGGUGAAGGUGCCGUAUUUCAUCCCGGACACUCCGGCUGCUCGGGCCGACCUGGCGGCUCAGUACACCACGGUCAGCAGACUGGACCAGGGUAUUGGUCUGGUCUUGCAGGAGUUGCGGGACGCCGGCUUUGGGAACGACACGCUGGUGAUGUACAGCUCCGAUAACGGGAUCCCCUUUCCAAACGGACGAACCAACCUGUAUGACUCGGGCGUGGCCGAACCCAUGAUCAUCUCCUCACCUGAACACCGGGAGCGCUGGGGACAGACGAGUGACGCCUACGUCAGCCUGCUUGAUGUCACUCCCACUCUGCUGGACUGGUUCUCGGUACCGUAUCCUCCCUACAGCCUGACCCGCGGGUCUCUGGUCCACCUGACGGGUCGCUCCCUGCUCCCUGCGCUGUCCUCGGAGCCCGUGUGGGACACGGCGUUCGGCAGUCAGAGUCUGCACGAGGCCACCAUGUACUACCCCAUGCGCUCGGUGAGGCGCGGCCGCUACGUCCUGCUGCACAACCUGAACUACCGCUCGCCCUUCCCCAUCGACCAGGACCUCUACGUCUCGCCCACCUUCCAAGACCUGCUGCAGAGGACGCAGGCGGGCACGCCCACCCACUGGUUCAAGACACUGAGGCAGUACUACUACAGGGAGCGCUGGGAGAUGUUCGACACGCACUCUGACCCGGCCGAACAGACCAACCUGGCCUCGGACCCGCGUUACACAGCCGUGCUGGAGCUCCUGAAGGAGCAGCUGCUGAAGUGGCAGUGGGAGACAGAGGAUCCGUGGGUCUGCGCUCCGGACGCCGUGCUCGAGGACAAGAUGGAGCCCAAGUGCAGGCCUCUGUACAACGAGCUGUGAGGGAGCAUCACCUUAAUGACUCAAGACUCACAGAUCACUUCAAGAACACAACCUCUUGUUUUUCACUUAUUUUUAUUUUAUUAUUUUCUUUAAAGCACAUGGUUUAAAAUAAUUGACCUAUUAAGAAUUUUUUAUAUAAUAAAUAUUUUUGAUGUACA
Messenger RNA from Hemibagrus wyckioides, 1887 nucleotides. RefSeq names its product N-sulfoglucosamine sulfohydrolase (sulfamidase) (gene sgsh). The coding region runs from base 194 to 1729 and encodes 511 amino acids. Gene Ontology annotation, biological process: heparan sulfate proteoglycan catabolic process; glycosaminoglycan catabolic process. The transcript is spliced from 7 exons. The record is from RefSeq and is a predicted model, not a curated record. Lineage: Eukaryota; Metazoa; Chordata; Actinopteri; Siluriformes; Bagridae. Gene Ontology annotation, molecular function: N-sulfoglucosamine sulfohydrolase activity.